Messenger RNA from Castor canadensis (American beaver), 1180 nucleotides. The record is from RefSeq and is a predicted model, not a curated record. NCBI's taxonomy places the organism in Eukaryota, Metazoa, Chordata, Mammalia, Rodentia, Castoridae.
GCCUCUCCAGCGCUCCUGCGCCCCACAGCCCGGCGACAUGCGGGGAAUCCUCUUCCCCACUCUCCUCCUCACCGGGCUGGCACAGUUCUGCUGCAGGGCACAGGGCACUGGGCCUUUAGAAAGGACUCCUGAAGGAGGGCCAGGAGAAGCAUCAGAAGUGCAUGCGCGUAAACAGGUUUGUCACUGGCCCUGCAAAUGUCCUCAUCAGAAGCUCAGUUGCCCACCUGGAGUGAGUUUGGUGAGGGACGGCUGCGGAUGCUGCAAAAUCUGUGCCAAGCAACCAGGGGACAUCUGCAAUGAAGCUGACCUCUGUGACCCACACAAAGGAUUGUACUGUGACUACUCGGCAGACAGGCCUAGGUACGAGACUGGAGUGUGUGCAUACCUUGUAGCUGUUGGAUGUGAGUUCAACAGGGUUCAUUAUCAGAAUGGCCAAGUGUUUCAGCCCAACCCCCUGUUCAGCUGCCUCUGUGUGAGUGGGGCGAUUGGAUGCACACCUCUGUUCAUACCCAAGCUGGCUGGCAGCCACUGCUCUGGAAGUAAAGGUGGAAGGAAGUCUGAUCAGUCAAACUGUGGCCUGGGACCAUUACAACAGCAGCUCUCAGCAAGCUACAAAACAAUGCCAGCACUCAGAAAUAUCCCACUUACUUGGAAAAGAAAAUGUCUUGUGCAAGCAACAAAGUGGACUCCCUGCUCCAGAACAUGUGGGAUGGGAAUAUCUAACAGAAUAACCAAUGAAAACAGCAAAUGUGAGAUGAGAAAUGAGAAAAGACUAUGUUAUGUUCAGCCUUGCAACAGUAAUAUAUUAAAGACAGUAGAGAUCCCCAAAGGAAAAACAUGCCAACCUACUUUUCAGCUUUCCAAAGCCGAAAAAUUUGUCUUUUCGGGAUGCUCAAGUACUCAGAGUUACAAACCCACUUUUUGUGGAAUAUGCCUGGAUAAGAGGUGCUGCAUUCCCAAUAAGUCUAAAAUGAUUACCAUUCAAUUUGACUGCCCAAAUGAAGGGUCAUUUAAGUGGAAGAUGCUGUGGAUUACAUCUUGUGUAUGUCAGAGAAACUGCAGAGAACCUGGAGAUGUAUUUUCUGAGCUCCAGAUUCUAUAAAACACAUGGUGGGAAAGCCUAAGGUUAGUCAAUUAUGUCACAUAAUCAAAAAACAAAAGUGGUUAUAGAAGGGUGACA